GGCGACAUGAUCAACCAGGUUUAUCGAUAGGCAAGCAGAGGAAGGCCAACUGGAGCCAUACCUAGGCGCAGAUGGCUCAGGGUUCAAAUGUAAACAUGCGGCCCCAAAGCCGGGCCUUUUCUUCUGCAGCAAAACCCGAGCCGCCAACGUGCAUCCAUAACUAGAUACCAAACAGCUUACCAUGGAGCUUGAACCCCAUCUCACAAAGAUCUUCAUCGACAAUGAGUAUGUCGAUUGUCGAAACGAUAAGACCAUAUCUGUCUACAAUCCGGCAACACGCGAGCUGGUGAGCGACAAAAUCCCUGUGGGCGGGCAAGAAGACAUCAAUGCCGCGGUCAAGGCCGCUUUGAAGGCAUGUGAGCAUGGAUCGCCCUGGCAGAGCAUGACAGGCCAGGACCGGCAGAAGAUCCUCCUGAAGUUCGCCGAUAUUCUCGAGGCAAACCAAGAGUACCUAGCCAAACUCACCCGCCUAACCCUGGGCGCACCGUAUCGCCCAUUCGGCAAGUCUGAGAUUGAUACUGCAAUUGGAUGCUUCCGCUAUUAUGCUGGCUGGACGGACAAGUACGCAGGCCAGUCCUUCCCAGCUGAUGACGGCUUCUACAAGAUUGUCCGGAACGAACCUCUAGGUGUCGUUGCAGGCAUUAUCCCUUGGAAUGGUCCGAUCGCUUCGGUAGGACUCAAGGCCGCCCCAGCGCUAGCAACGGGAAAUGUCUUCAUCCUAAAACCAAGUGAGAAGACGCCCCUAGCCGCAGCUGCCCUGGGCAAGCUGAUUAUCGAGGCCGGAUUCCCACCUGGUGUCUUCCAGGUUGUGACGGGUGACGGCACCACGGGGGCGCUGCUUGCAUCGAACAUGCAAGUCGCCAAGGUCAGCUUCACUGGCAGUAUCGCCACCGGCAAGGCCGUCCAGGUGAUGGCAACCAAGAGCAACAUGAAGCGAGUGACUCUAGAGCUCGGCGGCAAGAGUCCCGCUGUGGUCUUUGACGAUGCUGAUUUGGAAAAUGCUGUGAAGUGGACGGUGAACGCCCUGACUACCAACUCAGGACAGAUAUGCUUCGCCGCGACGCGGGUAUACGUUCAGGCUGGGAUCUACGACAAAUUCAUCGAAGCAUAUGUCGAGGGGUUCAAAAACAAGAUGAAGAUGAUGGGCAACCCGGACGAUGCCAAUAGCGAAAUUGGUCCUGUCGUGGAUAAGGCCCAGUACGACAGGAUCAUGAACAUCAUCUGUACGGCCCAAGAUGAUAGAGAAGGGACCUUGCUUGCUGGGGGGUCUUCACUAGACUCAGAAAAGGGGUAUUACAUCCAGCCAACCGUGUUUUGCAACACUCGGCCCGACGCCCCCAUUUACAAGGACGAGAUCUUUGGUCCUGUUGCCGUCAUUAACAAGUUCGAAUCGGAGAGAGACGUGGUACGCCGGUCAAACGAUAGCCGGUACGGGCUGAUGGCCGGCGUGUUUACCCAGGACAUCAACCGGGCACUGCGUGUUAGCUCCCGGUUUGAUUCAGGGGUGGUGGGGAUCAACUGUAUAAGUCAUAUCCAUUUCUCGUGCCCAUUUGGAGGGACAAAGGAGAGCGGCCUGGGGAGGGAGAUGGGAGAGCAUGCCUUGAGGGCUUACACGGAGCCCAAGACUGUCUUAAUCAACAUGAACUAUUAGUUGAACUUGGAAGCGGAUAGCAACUCAGUUAUACUAUUUAACUUCGCGCUUUGCAGCCCCAAGAUUGCGACCUUGGGGUAUAUGCCUACGAGCUCAAUGUCUUUAACGAUAGCCGAUGGGUCAGCCGACCGGUCACCCCCGCCGUCACCUUAAAUGACAACAGGUUUAGCG
This is a messenger RNA of Phialemonium atrogriseum, 1822 nucleotides long. RefSeq names its product aldehyde dehydrogenase domain-containing protein. Gene Ontology annotation, molecular function: aldehyde dehydrogenase (NAD+) activity. The coding region runs from base 182 to 1651 and encodes 489 amino acids. Lineage: Eukaryota; Fungi; Ascomycota; Sordariomycetes; Cephalothecales; Cephalothecaceae. The record is from RefSeq and is a predicted model, not a curated record. The transcript has 7 exons.